GUGGGCGCAGCCGCCAGUGGCCAAUGGACGCGCGCGGCGGAGGGCGAAGGGCAGGCCUGCGCCGCCGUAGACGCUGGGGACGCCAGCUUGCUCCUUCCUUUUGACGCUAGCAAAUGAUGCUGUUUGGAAAAAUUUCCCAGCAGCUCUGUGGCUUAAAGAAACUCCCAUGGUCAUGUGACUCCCGAAACUUCUGGGGCUGGUUGAAUGCAGUGUUUAACAAAGUGGAUCAUGACCGCAUCAGGGACGUGGGUCCUGACAGGGCAGCAUCAGAGUGGCUGCUGCGCUGCGGGGCCAUGGUGCGCUACCACGGCCAGCAGAGGUGGCAGAAGGACUACAACCAUCUCCCGACAGGCCCUCUGGACAAGUACAAGAUUCAGGCGAUUGACGCCACCGACUCCUGUAUCAUGAGCAUCGGAUUUGAUCACAUGGAAGGCCUACAGUAUGUUGAAAAAAUAAGACUAUGCCAGUGUCACUAUAUUGAGGAUGGCUGUUUGGAGAGACUUAGCCAACUUGAAAAUUUACAAAAAAGCAUGUUGGAAAUGGAAAUAAUUUCAUGUGGGAAUGUCACAGACAAAGGUAUCAUUGCUUUGCAUCAUUUCAGGAACCUGAAGUAUUUGUUUCUAAGUGAUCUUCCUGGAGUAAAAGAAAAAGAAAAAAUUGUUCAAGCCUUUAAGACAUCACUGCCUUCUCUGGAGCUAAAAUUAGACUUGAAGUAAAAUAAUAUUUCAAUAAGUAUCUUAAUUCAGUGUAGAGUGUCAUUUUAAAUUGAUCCUUAACAGCAACAAAUAUUAUAUGGUUAUCAGCAGAACUAUAAGGAUGUUAUAUCAUGACAUUUUUAGCAGGGUCCAUCAUGUAGAAAAUAAACAUUCAGAUGUGAUUCACUAAAGUUACUAAGUUGGAAUUAAGAAUUUAUGUACACUAAAUCAUAUUAAGUGCAAAUCAGAUACCCUUUUAAUUUUAAUAUAUUUAUUUUAUAAUGGUAUCUAUAUAAAUAUCUCUUGAUGUAGAUACUUAAGUUCUUUAAAAUGAUUUAAAUGUAUAGUACAUUUAUUUUUAACAGUAAUUUGUUUCAUUUUAAAGUUAUUGAAGCAUGUUACUAUAAAUGUACAAUUAUGAAAAACUGAAAGCUAAAUUUCAGAUUCAUUGAGAUGGAGUCAAUUAUGCAAAGUAAUCAGAGGUUGCUGGAGCAUUCCCAUUGCUUCCCAGGAUUUGCAUGCAUUUCUCAUGAUCCUGCAUAUCUGUGCUCUUUGUAACAUACAUCCUUUCUCUGAAUAAACAGUUUCUGGCUAA
Bubalus bubalis (water buffalo) is the source of this 1290-nucleotide messenger RNA. It is a transcript of the gene DMAC2L, whose product is annotated as distal membrane arm assembly component 2 like. Bases 114 to 716 code for a protein of 200 amino acids. Lineage: Eukaryota; Metazoa; Chordata; Mammalia; Artiodactyla; Bovidae. The transcript has 5 exons. The record is from RefSeq and is a predicted model, not a curated record.